Messenger RNA from Oncorhynchus keta (chum salmon), 4286 nucleotides. RefSeq names its product CAP-Gly domain-containing linker protein 4-like. The record is from RefSeq and is a predicted model, not a curated record. The transcript is spliced from 8 exons. The coding region runs from base 1029 to 1886 and encodes 285 amino acids. NCBI's taxonomy places the organism in Eukaryota, Metazoa, Chordata, Actinopteri, Salmoniformes, Salmonidae.
AGCGUAUUACAGUAAUUAUAGCCUAAAACCCUCACCAAGAAAGCAUGACGCUAUCUGUACUAUUGUGAGCCAACCUAGCGCACCUGUGCGUUCCAUUUGGUGUUACGCACCCCAAGUGGCGUUACGUCGGCUAGGGUUAGUGAAAAAACGCAACACAUGGCUUACAGUAGAGUAGUACAAUAACAAAUCAAUAGACAUUUGUUAUUGAGAGAACUGGGAUAUGAGUGGUCGCGAGCGCAGUAGAAACCGAACCUGGUCGUUGGAUUCGGACCUAGACUCGCGUACGUCCCAGACAGUGGGCAGUUCGUCAGGGGGUCUUGAGGAGGACAAGGAGGUCGCCUCGCAAGCUGUACUGUUCUUCAUCAAUGGUUCGAGGAGAGGUGCAGUGCACCUGUGCUCGGGUAUAGCCGAGAUACUGCGCGAGAAUCAACGUCUGCACAGGACCGUAGAGGUCCAAAGGGCCCGAAUAGAGGAGCUGAUGUGCUCUCUGUCCACUGCUCCGGCUGCUCCCGUGGGUCCCUCAGAUUCCAACAGAUCCCAGACCAACUCCACCUCUCCCUUCUCCUGCCUCCCCUCCGUCUCUCUCGCCACCUCCUCCCCCUACCUCCACUCUCCCCCAGCCAGUGUCUCCCCCAGUGUGUCCUCCUUAUACAGUUCUGGGAGGGGCAGCCUGUGCUCUAACACCACACCCCCCUGCCUCCCCCCUCUAUCCUUUAGCACCACACCCCCUGCCUCCCUCCUCUGGUCCCCCUUCACAACCUCACCCCUCAGAGGAGACAGACAGCAGUUCUGCCCUGUGUGAAAGAGUGUGAGAAGGAGGACCCGGGAGAAAAGGAGAGGAGAGGAAAGGAAGGCAGGAGAGGAGAUGAGAGGGUGAAGAAGAGAGGGGGAGAAAGGAGACAAGAAGACAACAGUCUUACUCUACCCUCUGUAGAAGAAGCCCUGGGAUCACAACCCUUACCCAUCAUGCCUCACUCCUCCCAUAGUGACAGCAUUCCCAGAGAAAGAGGUGUAAAUCGUUUUACAUAAUGAAGCAGUGCUUUGAAUUGGAAGUCAGGAGGAGGGAGAAGGGCAACCUGUCGUCUGAGCAGGGUGGACAGACAUCGGACCGAAAACACACGCUGAAGGCUGGACCUCAUUAUCAUACUUCACAAUGGACACAUGAGGAUGUCACAGACUUUAUGAUGAGCUGUUUUUGUGGUAGUUUGUUUUUGGUCAUUGUUAUUGUUGUUGUUUGUGAGCAGAAAAGAGAGAAUGUCCUAAGGAGAAGUGCCUCAUGUGGACCUCUGAGGGGAGAGAUGGAGGAGACAAAAGAGGAGGAGAGGUGGUGUCUGGCCCCAGACUAUCCUGACUCCUCGUCCACAGUCCAAGCAGCAGGAGGGCUGGAACCCAGGGCAUUAACCACCGGGAAGAAGCACCGCCUGUGUGUGAAUGACCGUGUAGUGCUGGAGGGGAGGAGGAGAGGAGAGGAGAGGAGAAGAGGAGCUGUGAGGUUCAUCGGACCACUGGAAAACACUGAGUCUACAGACAUCUAUAUAGGAGUGGAAUUGGACACAGCCAGCGGAGAGAAUGAAGGCAGUCUCCAUGGUAACAGGUACUUCAGGUGUAAGCCCAACCAUGGAACAUUCACCACCAUCACGGGGAUCAGAAAGCUCUCUCGAUCAUCCCACUCCAAGCCUAGAAGCUCCAAACCUCCAGAGGAGGGUGACUCUAGUGACUCUGGGCCGGGGAGCUCUGCAGUGGCAAUAGGGAGGAGCAGCCAGAUCGUUGGGAGCAGGAACGGGCUCAGAAGGACCUGGAACCAGAUGGACAUUAGAGCUCAGGUCCAUUCAGAGCCAGGAGGACCCAGAGAUAAGACUACCGUGGAGAACCCUGGACUGAACUGACAUUACACCAUCACUUACCCCUGGACUGUCCUGACACUCCUCUCCUAAUCCCUCAAUCCACAGCCUUACAUUUCCCCCUUUCUCUCCUGACGAGUUUAUACUCACUAGACAACAUGCUGAAGAAGCCUUCUUCAAUCUUCCAGCAUGUAACUAUAGAGAGAGAGAGGACUUGUUUUAGUAUGGGCAGCACCAUUGAGGACUUCAACUGGGUGGCACCUCCUAUGGGUUAAGGAAGGAUCACAUAAUUCCAUCCAGGUCAUCAGGAGGGAUCAGCCAAUGAAUUUAACUAGUGAGGAAACAUUCCUUAACUCCAGUAAGUAACCAGUAAAUCUCCAACCUUGGCUUUUUACCUGUUCAAACAACACACUCUAGGUGGCAGUAUGCACCCUUUUUGCCAUCUCGUAGAUGAAAGUUGACUAGUUCAAAAUGGAGAUGCUCACAGAUGCCAUAAUGGAACAAUGCAAAGUUAUCCAAGUAUAUGGUUGUAACUGACCUCCCAGCCUUUUGACAAAUGGCAUCUGUCUGCCAUGCUUUCAUCAGGUGUAACUGACCAAUCCAAGUCUUGGAUCAGGAAAAACUUUUCUAGAUGAACGUGUGUUGUCUGUGGGAGACAUUAUGCACACAAACCAAAGGCAGCGACCUUGGUAGGGCAAUCUUUAUUGCAUAUGAAUGACAGGACCUGACAUUGCCUCCCAUUCAUUCUCGUAUCUGUAUGUAUCAGACAGUGGUGAAACCAGUUUACACGGUGUUCAACUGCUGUGGCUCCUGCUUUAUGGUCUGCUUAACGCUCCACAGUCUUCCAAUAUAAACACUUACAUUCGGUACACUACCAAUAUGCUGUAAUAACUCCUUAUGACACCUGUUAUGUCAGUGUUACGCAGGCCUUAUGACAGACUUCAAGUAAAGUGUUAGUGAACAGAAGAAAGCCUUCAUCAAACUGCGCUUUUCCUUCAUAUAUGUCACGAACAGUUUUAUACAACUUUAUAUAUAACACAUGGUUUCCAGACUACUAAUAAACAUUGCUGUGGUAAAACAGUUUGACGUUAUUGGAACUCCUGGCAUACAGAAGCAAUAUUCUUCUCACCACAGUGGCGUGUACACUUCAAAGGGCCACUAAAGAGUAGGCUAUACACUUCAGGGCCCUAGAGUGUUCCUGUUCGCACGGGUCUGCACUAUCUGUACCUGAGGUAGCUCAUACAGAUAGAUCUUAACUAAAAGCCACAUCUACAUAGCAGCAAAAUAAAAAAAUAAUUUCGUAGCACAGAUGAACAAGGAGACAUGAGGAACCAAGAGUUGGACUUGCUAAAGCUUUGCAUGUGCUCAACGUUUCACCUGUUAUUUCCCAUCUACAAUAUAAAACGUGAAGGUAAAAUAGACAAUAAAACAGAGUAAGGGAAGGGUACAAUUUCAAAGCAAAGUGGGAAAUAAGAGAAUUCUGUUUCUAGGCGUUUUGUCUUUUAUUCAUUUGAGAACAGGUGCAGACGGGGCACUGCCUAGUGAGAGUUCAGUACAUUGAGUGUUUGACCCCCUGUACAGACAGAUUGCAGAUAUGCCACUCCUACACAUGAAAUGUACAUUGAAUUUCCUCCAGAUUUGAGUAUUGAAACCUUAAUCUUUACAAUAAAGCUGAUCCUUAUAUGGUUUCAUUGUGUUCUGCUAAACAGACGUCAUUGCCUGAACAGGCCUAGCACUCAGCACAUUGUAGAGGGAUGGAUCCACGGAGGACCUAAACUGCCUAAAACCAACUUCUUUCACACAGCCAGAUUAUAUUAAUCCAGGAGUAGAUUUCAUUCUUGAUUCAAGAUCUAAAAACGUGACUUUAUGAACAUAUUAAAUAUGAGCUUCUGUCCGACAGUCUGGGACUGAAACGUAGCCUUAGUCCAGGACUAUUUCAAGAAGUCAUGUCCAUGAAACCAAAUCAUCUUGAUUAUAAGUGCAAUUUAGUCCAAGGUUUACUGUGAGUCUGGCAAACCAACUGAUCUAUUCUGGCCACAUCCGAAAUCGACCUCUAGCACCAACAUACUGGUGUAGAUCUGAACUGACUGCAGAGGUCUAAGCAAUAUGGAGAACAUUCCACUUGGCCUAUCCAGGCACAAGGUGGAGAUAGUUUAAUGCCUAUCCAAUCCCUUCAGAUCUACAGGAAGUGCCUUCUAUAGUAGAAGCUAGUGGACUAUUUAGGAAUGGACUUCUGAUAAAUAAUAAACAACUAAACGUGUUGCUUUUUGUUUACAGUUUACCUCUCCACCAAUAAGAGCCCAGUUCAACAUUAGCAAGGGGUGUGGCCUAGCCCCACUUAAGUCCCCAUGGCAACAGACACAGCAUGUCCAAUGGCAUGCACAAGGGGUAGAGAUUCUCUUCCUUCCUCUCUCUCUCUCUCUGUAAAGCAGGUAUACCUUCAGG